Messenger RNA from Rhagoletis pomonella (apple maggot), 2576 nucleotides. Its product is annotated as mitochondrial Rho GTPase-like. Gene Ontology annotation, molecular function: calcium ion binding; GTP binding; GTPase activity. The coding region runs from base 353 to 2320 and encodes 655 amino acids. Gene Ontology annotation, cellular component: mitochondrial outer membrane. The record is from RefSeq and is a predicted model, not a curated record. The transcript is spliced from 8 exons. Gene Ontology annotation, biological process: mitochondrion organization; small GTPase-mediated signal transduction. NCBI's taxonomy places the organism in Eukaryota, Metazoa, Arthropoda, Insecta, Diptera, Tephritidae.
UAUUAUCCAUGUAAAUGCAAACCGGAUUACAUUGCUUUGAUAGUUAAAAGCGGUCAGUGAACUAAAAACCUACUAGAGUGUAAUAAAACAAGAACACAAAAGCAGCAAUGUACCAUUGAGCAAUAAACUGUGCGAAUUGCUAUAAUUAACCAAAAUCAGUGAGCUUUGCUCUAGUUCAGCAUAGAUGAGCGGUCUACAAGGCGCUGUUUAUAUUUUGGGAUUCGUAUUCGCUAUAUUUAUCGAAAAUUGAGUAAUCGUAAACACUAUAUCUACAACCCUAGUAAAAUCAAAAAUUGCUUUCAAAACCAGAUCCUUUUCCUGCCAUUGAAUUUAAGGUAUCAAAACUCCAAAUAUGGUUCAAUACAGUGUUGCUCAGCGAAAAAAUGUGCGCAUAUUGUUAGUUGGCGAUCCGGGAGUGGGUAAAACCUCACUCAUACUCUCGCUUGUGAGCGAAGAAUUUCCCGAGGAUGUUCCCCCAAAAGCUGAAGAGAUAACAAUACCCGCUAAUGUAACACCCGAACAGGUGCCAACAAACAUUGUCGACUACUCAAGCACAGAACAAACUGAUGAAACACUGAACGAAGAGAUUCUCAAGGCGCAUGUUGUAUGCAUUGUAUAUAGCGUGGAAGAUGACGAUUCGCUAGAUCGUAUAACUUCGCAUUGGCUGCCUUUGGUUCGUAAUGCAAUUGGGCCAGACCAGCAGCGUAAGCCCAUUGUGUUGGUAGGCAACAAAGUCGAUCUGAUAGAAUACUCAACCAUUGAUAGUGUAUUGACAAUAAUGGAAGACUUUCCAGAAGUAGAGAGCUGUGUAGAAUGCUCCGCCAAAACGCUACACAACAUUUCCGAAAUGUUCUACUAUGCACAAAAGGCUGUUUUACAUCCGACAUCGCCGCUGUACAUAAUGGAGGAGCAAGAUCUCACUCCAGCAUGCAAAAAAUCACUUGUUCGCAUAUUCAAGAUUUGCGACAUCGAUGGUGAUAAUUUGCUGAACGACUACGAAUUGAAUCUUUUUCAACGUCGCUGUUUCAACACUCCCCUACAACCACAAAUACUGGACGAAGUGAAAGCUGUUAUACAGAAGAAUAUUCCAGACGGUAUCAUCCAUGAUGCUGUUACAUUAAAGGGUUUUCUCUUCCUGCAUUGCUUGUUUAUACAGCGUGGACGCAAUGAAACAACUUGGGCAGUGUUGCGCCGUUUCGGCUACAACGAACAAUUGGAAAUGUGUAAGGAUUAUUUGCGUCCCACGUUGAAGAUACCACCCGGCAGCAGCACAGAACUAUCACAUCGCGGCCAACAGUUCCUCAUAGCCCUGUUCGAACGAUACGACAAAGAUGGCGAUGGCGCACUAUCCCCGGAGGAGCACAAAAUGAUUUUUAGCACUUGUCCAUCGGCGCCCUGGUCUUAUUCGACAGAUAUACGUAAGUCGUGCCCGACCAACGAUCAAGGUUGGGUUACGCUACACGGCUGGCUAUGUCGCUGGACGCUAAUGGCGCUUAUCGAUGUUUCAAAAACAUUGGAGUACUUAGCAUAUUUGGGUUUCAAUGUACACGAGAACGAUAGUCAAUUGGCGGCGAUACAUGUGACCCGCGAACGACGCAUUGACUUGGCAAAACGACAGAGUAGUCGUUCGGUUUACAUGUGUCAUGUAAUUGGACCGAAAGGCGCGGGUAAAACUGGCUUGUGCCGUGGAUUUCUGGUGGAUGACAUGAAGAGUCUGAUUGGGAAGGAAUUCAAAACUAAUGUAGUGCAUUGCGUUAACACAGUGCAGGUUUAUGGUCAAGAGAAGCAUCUUAUUUUGCGUGAUAUCGAUGUCAAGCACGCCUUAGACCCACUGCAACCACAAGAGGUGAACUGUGAUGUUGCCUGUCUUGUUUACGAUUCAUCAAAUCCGCGUUCAUUCGAAUACAUUGCACGCAUUUACAUCAAAUAUUAUGCAGAGAGUAAAAUACCAGUGAUGAUUGUAGGCACCAAAGGUGAUUUAGAUGAACGGCGACAAGAUUAUUUGCUACAACCAGCAGAGUUUUGUACUAAAUACAAACUAUUGCCACCACACCUGUUCAGCUUGAAGAGCAAUAAAAAGGAGGUCUACACCAAAUUGGCAACCAUGGCGGCUUUUCCGCGUUUUCAGGCCGCAUGGAUACUCUUUUACAAGCACAGGUUGGUACAGCUGUGGGAAUCAGCUCAUCUGCGACAGUUUGGCUUAAUGACUGAGGAUCCAACACUUUGGUGGAAAGCUGGAUUGGGUGUCGCUGCGGCUACAGUGCUGGGCUUUGUUGUACUCAAAGCGCUGCACAGUGCCGGCUCACAUGUACGUUACUAAAACUAAUGAAGAUCAAUCGGAGGGACAAACCGCAGUGGCGGGACUUAACUUGACACACACACGGGCGUGUAAGCAGCGAUUGAAGAAUGCGCAUCAAUUCCAGUGGAUAUAUGCAAAAAAAUAUGAUAUACCGUUAAGAUUCUACGAAAAUUUCGCGCAAUUCUUUAAAACCUACUGCUUAUAAAACCUUUUUUAUUUUUCAACUCAAUUUACGGAAGUCAUACUAUGUGGUGAAAAUUAUUGAAUUAAAAAAAAA